UUCCGGGGCGGCCAGAGUUUUGUUUCCGGGGGCAGGCAGCGGUGGCGCCCGGCGGCGGAGCGCGGGGAUGCCGGAGAUCGGGAUCCGCCAUGUGGUGUCCGCGAGCAGCGCUGACCCGACUCACUGCGCCGAGAACCUGCUCAAGGCCGACACCUACCGGAAGUGGAAGGCGGCGCAGGCGGGCGAGAAGCAGCUGUCGGUCAUCCUGCAGUUCGAGAAGGAGGAGCGGAUCCACAGCAUCGACGUGGGCAACGAGGGCUCGGCCUUCGUGGAGGUGCUGGCCGGCAGCUCCGCCUCGCCUAGCGAGCAGGACUACGAGGUGCUGCUGGUCACCUCAUCCUUCAUGUCGCCCUCGGAGAGCAAGGCUGGCACCAACCUCAACCGGGUCCGGAUGUUUGGCCCGGACAAGCUGGUGAAAGCAGCAGCCGAGAAGAAAUGGGACCGGGUGAAAAUUGUCUGCACCCAGCCCUACACCAAGACCCUGGCAUAUGGGCUGUCCUUUGUGAAGUUCCAUUCGCCGCCUGAAAACAACGAAACCCAGUCAAAAUCUGCCUCCCCGAAGGUGACCAAGCUGGGCCACUUUAAGGUGAAGGACGAGGACAGCAGUUCUGCCUCAAUGAGGCCCGGGGCCCUGUUCUUCAGCCGAGCUAGCAAACCACUUCUCACACCGCCCAGAGCCCCGCAGACGGAGGAACCAUCCCCCAGUUACGCCGUGGCCACCCUCCAGGCCAGCACACCCAGCGCCUCCUCCCCCUCCGUCGCAGAGAAACCCACCGCCAGGACCUCCCCCAGCCACGCCGCAACCUCCCCCAAGGAUCCAGCUCCCACCAAGAGGAAGUUUGAGUUCAGCAAGGAGAACUCGUCCCCCCUCUCUGCUCAGAAACCUGAUGCCGAGGCCCCUCACCCCACGCAGCCAGCCCCCAAGAAGCCCAAAGCCCCAGAGCCGCCCCCCCGCAAGCCGCCAGCCCCCAAGAAGCAGCCGAAGGAGCCAUCGCCGGAGGGGGCGGGGGAGGAUUUUCAUCGCCUCCUGCAGGGAACGGUCUUCGUGCUGAGCGGCUUCCAGAACCCCUUCCGCUCCGAGCUGCGGGACAAGGCGCUGGAGAUGGGCGCCAAGUACCGGCCCGACUGGACCCCCGACAGCACCCACCUCAUCUGUGCCUUCGCCAACACCCCCAAGUACAGCCAGGUGAAGGGGCGCGGGGGCACCAUCGUGCGCAAGGAGUGGGUGCUGGACUGCCACCGGGCCCGGCGGCGCCUGCCCUGCAAACGAUACCUAAUGGGCGGGCCGCCCGCCUCAGGCAGCGAGGAAGAAGAGGAGAGUGAGGAGGAGUCACCCGCCCGGCCCCGCAAGACCCCCUCCCCCCGACAGAGAGCCGGGCUGCCCAGCUCCAACCACCAGGGCAAGGUGCCUGCCAGGGCCCAGCCGCCUCAGGGUGAGUCCUCGGGAGAGGAGACAGAGCCUGGCACCUCCUGGGCCCACGCCGGCAACUCGCGGGCUGGGGAGGAGAGCUCCCCGGCCUCCACGGACAGCGGGGAGCCCGCAGGGGCGAGAGACAGCGGGGAGGGCGACUCCGGCGACACGGACGACGAGCUGAGGAGGGUGGAGGAGGAGCACCGCAAGAAGCAGCAAGCGGGUCGGGAGGCGACUCCGGACCCCGACGAUGACCCCUACGGCGGCUCCACGGAGGAGAACACCGAUGUGGAAGAGGAGCCGGAUCAGCCCAUCCCGGAGCUGCCUGAUUUCUUUGUAGGCAAACGCUUUUUCCUAUAUGGAGAUUUCCCGUCCCAGGAACGACGCCUCCUGAAUCGCUACAUCACGGCGUUCAACGGGGAGGUGGAGGGCUACAUGAACGAGCGGGUGAACUACGUCAUCACGGCCCAGGAGUGGGAUGAUACCUUCGAGGAGGCCCUGAAUGACAACGCCAACCUCUCCUUCGUCCGCCCUCGCUGGAUCUACACCUGCAACGAGCGCCAGCGGCUCAUCCCGCACCAGCCGUACGUGGUGGUGCCGCGAGCGUAGGGUGGCGCUCGGGGAGCCCGCUGGCGCAGGGUGCUGUGGACUCGGGGGGGCUGGGCACUCUCCUGUGUACAGACGCCACGCCGGGCGGGGGCGGUUUUUGCUGUUCUUGGUCCCUGCCUCAGCCUCCUGUUUGCAGCAAUGGCAGGGCAUGAGCUGGGCUGUGCCGGGGCAGGGGCCCCCCCAAAUGUAUCCACCUCCCCCGGCCAGACUCCCUGUUCUCCUCAAAAUACCCCCCCAUCUCCAAGGCACCCUCAGCCCCCGCCUCCACCCCCUUUCCCACCAGCGCUGUCAUUUCCACCCCUCGGGUUAAGCCUGAAUUGAUCGUGUGCGCGGACGCCCCUACAGGGAUUUGAACCCGGCUUCUCGCUGCUCACCUGCCAUAUGCUCACAUCCGUUCGAACUGGUGUCUGCAGCCGUGUGGGCUCCCCGCCCCCUGUCCCCUUCACCCGUGUGAGUUCCCUUUUCAGUUAAAUCCACGUGGCUUCAGCUGGCCAGGAUCUGUGCCUGGGGGUGGGGAGCCCGAGGGGCUGAGUUAGAUGCUAAACUCCAGAGAAUUUACCAACCCAAAGGAAAUGCAGGAAACCUUCCCUCCCUGCCUUACCGCCCUGGGAUCAGGGCAUCUGGGGGCUCCCCUGGGAUCGGUGUGGCCGGGGGCUGUCCUGGGAUCGGUGUGGCCGGGGGCUGCCCUGGGAUCGGUGUGGCCAGGGAUCGGUGUGGCCGGGGGCUGCCCUGGGAUCGGUGUGGCCAGGGAUCGGUGCGGCCGGGGGCUGCUUCGCACCGUGAAUUUCCACCGAGCCAUGGAGGGGUGAGUUCAGGUCUUAGCAUUUGCUCUGGGCAAGGAAAUCAGGCUGGUGAGUUUCCUUCCCUCUCUCCCUGGUCAGUUUCAGGCUUGUGGGAGGGGCCGCAGGUGGGUGUGUCUGGUCAGUUUCCCAGUUGCUGUGGGUCUGUCUGGAUGGUUUCCCCUCCCUCCCUUUCUCUUGCCCCAGAGCCUGGGGCACUGUUCAUAUUUGGGGGGCAGGGCGGGGGAAAACUCUUUUAUACAGAAUUUUCUUUGAGCAAAAUAAACUGUUUUCAGGAGAAGCUUGGUUUAAAAACCCGCUUUAAUGGGGGUGGGUCUGGUCUCCCUGCGCCCCUGGCCUGGACCCCACAUGGAAUUCAGGCUACAAGUCCUGGGCCCCCUACCUCACGCCGCAGCCGAGGCGUGGCCCUGGGGCGCGCUAGGGGCCCUGCUCUGCCCCCCAGGUUUCUUUGAAAGACCUGCUGCGGCUCAGCCCCCCAGCUCUGUGCCCCCAUGAACCCACCUCCCCCAGAGCUGCUUGGGAAAGGUUAGUGGCCCUGCUGCCAUGAAAGCUGAACUCUCCCACCCCAGCCCUCACUGUAUUGAAACUCAUGCACGCUCCAUCCCCUCGGCUGCCCCAUUUCUGCAUGACCCCCAUCUCCAGCUGUGGAGCCAUAACCCCUCCGUCUCCCUCUGAGCUCUAGGGGGGUGUGUGGGGGGGGUCUCUGCAUGUUCAGAUCUGGCCUGGGCAGGGGAAUCCAGCCAGGUGCCCCAUGGUGCUUUCCUGACUCAGCCCAGCCAUGGGGAGGAGAGAUGUGCAUGGGGGUCCUGAGCCAGAGCCCAGCUCAGCUGCUCCCCACAGCACCUGGGGGACGGGGGUGGGGUGGGGCUGUCCUUUGCUGCAGGGCCAGUGUGUCUCUUUCCUAACUAAACCUGUUAACAAGCCCAGGUGUGGCCCCCGAGUGGCAGAAAUGACGCAGUGGGGCUGAGAGAGACCGAGAGGUGGGUCCAGGGACAGAGGUAGGAGGGGCACUGGAAGAGCUUGGGGAAGGGAGCCCAGGGCUGGGAUAACGGGGCUGUGGGUCGGACCUGGGUGAGGGGCUGUGGAGCUGGAGUCAGGAACCUCGAGGAGGGGUUCUGGAGAAGUUUGUGCUUUGGGGAGUUCAAGACUCCCUGGGUGGUGGUGUGUGUAUUUGGGGGCCAGGGGGGUCAGCCCGUCCAACAGAGGACAGAUGGACAGAGAGUUAUUACUGAUUUUUAGAUUUAGAUUGCCAGGAUACCAUUUGUACCAAGAAAAUAAAACGAGUGAAUUCCUUCCCCCCCACCCCCGGCCUCAUGGGGUGUAUGUGGGGAGGGUUCCACACACAAUACACUGGAAGAAGCUUCUAUAAAUGGGUCAACCCUGCCUGCCCCCUGGCGGGGGGGGGGGUCCCUCAGAACAAAGGGCACCUGAACUUUGCAUCCCCAGCCCCACGGGGAUGGAAAUCCAGGCAUUGGGGCUGGUGGGGGCUGAUGCUUAGGUGGUGAGCGCUGGAGGGCCAGGAGUGUCUCCGUGUUCGGUGUUUGUGCAGCGCCUGGCGCGGUGGGGUCCUCAGUCCUACCCUGAUACACUUAAUAAGGUCCAGUCAUGGACUGGGGUGAGUGCAAUGGGGUCCUGGACUGGGGCCAUAGAAAUAAGAGGUCAGAAGUGCUGCCCAGGACUCCUUGGUCCCGCAUCCCCCCACAAAUCUGCUGCUUUCACCACAAGAUUGAGGGGGGGGGGAAUACACCUUGAUCCAAAGAAGCGUCCAGGUCUGGGAUUGGGGCGCUGGCCCGAGGGUGCGGAAUUGGCUGGCUCGGGAGGGGGAGGGGGGAACGGGGCCUUUCCCCUCUAGCGGUGCCAGCUCCCCUACAGCACCAGGGUUUGGGCUGGAUCACAGCCCUGGCCCAGUGAUUUAUCCACCUCAAGGGUGAUUUAUUUUUUACUCUGUUGUUUAGUAUUUUCUCUCAAUUCUGUUAGCAAAUUAGUUAAAUUUCACCUACAACAUUUUUAAAAUUAAAAUCUGGGUAAAGUUAUUUUUGUUACUUAACUUUUUUUUGUAACCUGCUACAGAAAUUUCCCAGUUCACAAUUUAUCUUUGUUGUUUUUAUUUCUUUUCCGUCACAUUCUUUCAUCUGAUUGAUUUUACUGAGCAACUAUCGUUUUGUACCUAACACAUUGUCACCUGCUUAUAAUAAUUGGUAACUGAUCACUGAUAAUCUAUCAUCCAAGAUCUGUUGAGAAUAUAUAGCAAUAAUUAAUGUUUAAUGUAUAAUUAGGCUUGACAAUUUGAGUUUUAUAAUUUUUGACAUCUCAGUUUUUUAUUUAAAGCAUUUUACAGUUUUCUCCUGA
This is a messenger RNA of Gopherus flavomarginatus (Mexican gopher tortoise), 5169 nucleotides long. It is a transcript of the gene XRCC1, whose product is annotated as X-ray repair cross complementing 1. Gene Ontology annotation, biological process: double-strand break repair via nonhomologous end joining; base-excision repair; single strand break repair. Lineage: Eukaryota; Metazoa; Chordata; Testudines; Testudinidae. Gene Ontology annotation, molecular function: damaged DNA binding. Gene Ontology annotation, cellular component: nucleus. The record is from RefSeq and is a predicted model, not a curated record. The transcript has 17 exons. The coding region runs from base 68 to 2020 and encodes 650 amino acids.